AUGACAAAUACAUCUGAUUCAAAAUAUGAUGACUCAUAUUUAAAUAAAAUAUCGGAUAAAAAAAUUAAAGGAGCGAGUAAAUACAAAUACAAUCUAUACACAUUCAUAAUCAUAACUUUAUUACAAAUAUUUGUAAAUUAUGAUAUUGGACUAGUUCCUGUUUCCCUGAACUGGAUUCAGGAACCAUACAAUUUUAGUAGUACGGAACUGGGUAUAAUGGGUUCAUUUGUAAACUUUGCUUAUGUUGUAAUGUCACCUUUAAUGCCAUAUAUGUUUCUAAAAUUCAGUACUCAACCGUUAAUUACUGUAGGCUUAAUAUGUAAUAUUCUAUCGUUGGGUAUUUAUGCACUUUCUGUAAGCAAGUAUAUGUUUUUUGUUUCUAAAUUUUGUAUUGGUGCAUCACAGGCAUUAUUCACGACAUAUUAUCCCAUAUGGGUUGAUACAUUUGCUCCGAAAUUUCAUAGAAAUCUGUGGAUGUCGAUAAUACAAGGUGGCAUAGUUAUUGGCAUGACGUUGGGUUAUAUUAUUACAUCACUAUAUUCGUAUGCUGGAGAUAAGGGAUGGAGAUACAGUAUGCUUACUCAGAUUUUAUUUGGUUUAGUUUUAACAAUUUUGUUUUAUUUUAUUCCUAAGGAAUUUGUAAACUUUGAUCCUUCGAGGGAUGAGCAUCUGGAUUUUGAUCUUUGUACUUGUGAGAAGUCAAAUCCAAAUACCACAGAAAUGGAUAGUACUAACAAAAGUGUUUGUUUAUCCAGUACAUGUGAUGAUUUAUCUCAAUCCAAUGAUUCUGUUCUUAAACGUUAUAGGAGCGUUGACUUUAUCUCAAAGGUAUCAUCACUAGGAAUAAGUAACCAUAUUUCUAAAACUUAUUCUAGUUUUGAUAGCUCUACAAAUAAACCUGAAUAUUCUAAAUGCAGUAAAUGUUUCAUAAACAAUGUUAAAUUAUAUCAAGAAACGAUGAAUGUAAAAAAACUCUCAGUAUGGUCAAAAUUUAAAUUAUUAAUUAAACAACGUGUUUAUAUUUUAAACUGCUUCGCAACCAGCUAUGCACAUUAUUCCUGUAAUGGAAUCUAUUUUUGGAUGACAACAAUUGGUGUAUCAUUUUAUAAUAUCAAAAUGAAAACAGCUUUCUUUAUUUUUUCUUUCGAAAUUUUUUCUGGGAUAUUACUAGGAAUUACCGUUGGUUCUAGUUUUAUAGACAAUAUUAUUCACAAUUAUCCUGAAAAUCCACUUUUAGUUGAUUUAACACUUAUAAUCUGGUCAUCAAUUACAUUCAUACUAGGAGUUAUGGUAAUAAUAUUUAAAUCAACAAUAAUCUAUGUUAUUGGAGUGUUUAUUACAUUUUUUUUUGAAUCAUCAACGGUUCCCACAUUAACAUUACAAUCGGUCGCAUAUCUUCCUCAUAGACUUAAACCAGCAGGGGCAUCAUUCUUCAUUUGUCAAUAUCAAAUAUUCGGUUUUGCAUUUGGUAGUAUAAUUCCAGGACUAGCAAUUGAUAUCUUUAAGAAUUAUACUGCCGCUCUUUGUGUAAUAUAUUUGCCUGGUUUUAUAGGACUGGGAUCAUUGGUGUCAAUAUUAUGCAUUAAAUAUAAUUCAAUUAAGAGACAACAACAACGACAUAUUUCGUAUUUUUAA
Molecule: messenger RNA, 1635 nt
Organism: Theileria annulata
Lineage: Eukaryota; Apicomplexa; Aconoidasida; Piroplasmida; Theileriidae
Product: integral membrane protein family I, putative
Exons: 1
Coding region: 1-1635 (544 amino acids)
Biological process (GO): transmembrane transport
Cellular component (GO): membrane
Molecular function (GO): transmembrane transporter activity
Source: RefSeq, a predicted model, not a curated record